Molecule: messenger RNA, 1710 nt
Organism: Colletotrichum lupini
Lineage: Eukaryota; Fungi; Ascomycota; Sordariomycetes; Glomerellales; Glomerellaceae
Exons: 6
Coding region: 1-1710 (569 amino acids)
Source: RefSeq, a predicted model, not a curated record
AUGGCCUACCUUAAGUUGUUUACUCUAGGCCUAGCGCCAGGCUUAAACGGCCCAGACAUCCAGAGUCUCCAGAAGGGAGCCAGAGGGGCCCGGUCCGAAUGUCGGAUGCGCUGUUGGCAUUGGUUCAAGGCCCAGCAUCAAACCAUCAAACCCGGUCUUGCGAAUCUCAAUCUGGAAUCACUUUUACUGCGUAUGCUCGCCGCCCCGAUUUUCCAACGACAGAAUUGUGGUUUAUGUGGGCUUCUCGACACUGGUUCAUCUGCCGCCGCGCAGGAAGCCAAUACGAUGGACAAACGAUUUGCUUGCUUUUUCUUCACCCGUCUUGCGUCUCGUUUCUCCCCGAGGAUGGGCCCUUUGGCCCGUUCAUCGGUACAAUGUACUGUACGGAUACUGCAAGACGUGACCCGUUUAUCAGAAUUCGAGAGUCACCAGAGUCUUGCUGAUUGUAAAUUCGGAUCUUCUAUUCUAUGGAUUCCAUGCGACGUGUCGACAGAAGAUCGUUUCGGUGUCGCUCGCGCCCCGUUUCACACCCAUUCAGAUGAUCUAAAUCGCAAAAGGCGGCCAACCAUCCCACUCGGCUAUCAUCCCGCGGCCACCCAGCGGGAUCACCGUCCGCCAUGUCCGCAGCUCCCGCGUUCUCGAUAUUCUUUCCUCGGAUUCUCGCGCCUUAUCCUCAUUCCUAACCAAGGGCAAACCCUCGUUACCUAUCUCCCCCCGGCUCGCCCGCCCAGCGACUGUCUCCCUUUCCCUCCCGGCGUCACCAAAACCUUGAGCCUUGAAGGGGCCCACUCUGGCAGGAUGAUCCCCUCAAAUCCGUGUCAAGUUGAUGGGGAACCACUGAAUCCGCCUCCAGCUGAACUAUCUGUCACAGUGCCAAGAGAUGGACACAGCGUUCUAGAGUCUGCGGCGCUGAUCGAGAUUUUCCCAGGCCCGACGUCAUCGGUGGGCGGGUUGUCGAUGCCAAUCUUGCUGUUCGCCCAAGCGGGUUGUUUCUUUCAAUCUGGUCUAAUCUGGCCCUCCUUGUCGGAUUGGCUGGUGAAUUAUGGUUGGAUCCUGUCAACAUUUCUCGAUGCCAGCCUGUGGUUCCCUAAUGUUGCUCUCGGGAUACUCGAAAUGCUUGAUUCCUCCACCCCGGUGCUCCGUCGUUCAUCUUCUCGGCUACACUGGAAUGCGAUGAUGCAUCCAUACGUCUGCCGGCCCUGUCGCCUGCCCCGCGGCAUAUCACCAUCUGCCGGUGAUCUUGAAAUAGGCCUUGCCUACGCCGUAGCAGACCCCAUCCCAGACCUCGUACGUCUCGCGCCAGACGUCGUCAUUGUAGCUUCUCGUCUCGGUCUCGUGAUUUGCUUUGGUGCUUGGCCCCUCUGCUUCAUUAAAUACGUCUGGGCAAAAGCUGCCUCAUCUCACAAAAAGUCUGCCUACAUCUUGGCGGCUGUCACCCAUCGCCAAGGUCAUUGGUCGACCCUGUCAGUCGCCCGUCUUGUCACCCGGCGGUGCGGCCAUCACGAGCGCUCCCGCACAGCCCGCAGCGCACCGCCGCCCGCCCGCCUGACAGCCGUUCCAUUUGUAGUACGGUUUGCACCUGGCCCUACGCUGGAACUUGAGCUAAAUGGAACGAACCCGCCUCGCCGCUGCGGAUGGCCGCUGAUACUACCUACCUACCUUACUACAACAGAGCAGCCGACCGGGAGCUGCCUAAGGAACACCCACUAG